This is a messenger RNA of Zymoseptoria tritici IPO323, 1809 nucleotides long. RefSeq lists its product as uncharacterized. The record is from RefSeq and is a predicted model, not a curated record. NCBI's taxonomy places the organism in Eukaryota, Fungi, Ascomycota, Dothideomycetes, Mycosphaerellales, Mycosphaerellaceae. The transcript is spliced from 3 exons. The coding region runs from base 1 to 1809 and encodes 602 amino acids. Gene Ontology annotation, molecular function: Hsp90 protein binding.
AUGUCAGAAAUCGCUCCUGAAAGCAAAGACAGUGAGAUCUUCCAGGCAGCUUCAUGGACUGAACUGAACAUCAACAACAUCUUCCACAUGUCGUCGAUACAGUCCGCCCUGCAAACCCAGGCGCGAGACGCUUACCGGCGAAAGGACUACAAAAAUGCAGUCGACCUUUUCAGCCGAGCCAUAGGCCGUACACCUUCCGUUCAGCUCUACGACACUCGCGCCGCUUGCCACGACAAGCUCGACGACCUACCCGCGGCGCUUCAAGAUGCCAAACGAGCGAUUCAACUGUGUCGUGAGGAUCCUACUGGCUACCUUCGAGCAGGCAAAGUCCUCGUGAAGAGUGACAAGAAGAAGGCGGCAUUGGACAUCUAUGCGUAUGGAUUGGGCCGCGUGAAGCACGUAGGCGCUGGCUACGAACAGCUGAAGAAAUCUCACGAUGAUCUACAAGGUGAAUUGGCGCCGCAGAACAGCUUGGACCCGUUCACGGUUCUGCCGCGGGAAUUGGCUCUACUCAUACUCGAGCACCUUUCAUUCCGACAACGAAUUCUGGUGACCAAGGUCAGCAAGGACUGGAAGACAUUCAUUCACAGCGAACCGAACUUGUGGCAACAUCUUGACUUGACUGGAGGAAAGCUCAAGGUGUCUACCAAGUUUGUGAGCAAGGCCAUCAAUGUCGCUCGUGGAAAAAUCACAUCAGCAACACUGAACCGACUGUGGGAUUUUGACAAGGUGUUGAAUGCUUUGGUGAAGCAUUGCCCGAUCGAAAGGCUCACCAUCGGUGACGUCGGUAUGCUACCUCCCGACAUCGACGCACCACUCGCGAAAGCAAAGGUGCUGAAAGAGCUUCGAAUCUUGCCCGGAACGACACUCGCCAACAACGACGUUUGGGACCUCUUGCCGCGUUGUCAAAGCACACUGCAAGUGCUCGAAAUCGCGGAGCCGCUGACUCCAGGUAGGCCCAUGCGACGGACGAUGCCGAAUUUCAGUCAAUUGAGAAAGCUCGAUAUCACCAUCGGGACAAGCUACCGUCCGAAUGAAACGAUGGAGUUCCUUGCUGCUCUUACCCAGGGCGCACCUUUAAUGGAACACUUUAGAUUUCACCUGGUCAAUGCCAAUUGGGUGUCUCUGCAGGUCGACCUCACAGACUUCAAGUGCUUGAAAACGGCAGAUCUGAGCAUGCCAAUCGAUGUUGGACAAAGUCUUCGCGUACCACAAUCGCUGGAACGACUGUAUCUCCAGUCCAGCGUGCACGGAGACUUCAUCGGGCUUUACAGUCCAGCUCACGACAUUGCGGAGCUUCAACGCGGGUUGAGUCUCAUCGAUCUUCCACAAUUAUCACGUCUAGGUCUUCGCUGUCCCGGGCUCAAGAUGAUUCACCUCGAACAUUUUUUCGAACGACGAUCUCUGGUCAAUACAUCGGAUCUGCUGACUGCGCUCGCCCCCAUUGUCGAGUUCUCGCUCCUCCGACCGGUGUUUCCAGAUCGCGAUGUUGAGAUCGCACUACCGAAACGUCUCCGCACCGACUUGGAGUCUUUGACCAUUAUCGACUGUCUGGAGCUCGACGAUCGUCGCCUGCUAGAGCUGAUCACUCAAUUACCGAAGGUUAGUUUCGUCAACAUAUCCGGCAGUGGCGUUACCGGUGCAGGAGUGAAGGAUAUCAUCCUGGAACGUGGCACAAUUCAACAUGUAGUCUUGCAUGACUGCUUGAAAGUGUCGAGAGACGCCAUUGACUGGGCGAGAGCGAAGGGUGUGAAGGUGGAACACCGGACUUCGUCCGAAGGCAAUGGCGGGAGAAGAGUGCGACACUAA